This is a messenger RNA of Clarias gariepinus (North African catfish), 2915 nucleotides long. RefSeq names its product Rho guanine nucleotide exchange factor (GEF) 38 (gene arhgef38). The transcript is spliced from 14 exons. Gene Ontology annotation, cellular component: cytoplasm. The record is from RefSeq and is a predicted model, not a curated record. Gene Ontology annotation, biological process: intracellular signal transduction. NCBI's taxonomy places the organism in Eukaryota, Metazoa, Chordata, Actinopteri, Siluriformes, Clariidae. Bases 89 to 2344 code for a protein of 751 amino acids. Gene Ontology annotation, molecular function: protein binding; guanyl-nucleotide exchange factor activity.
UCUCUCUCUCUGUCUUUCUCCUUUUCUCUCUCUGUUUCUCUCUGUCUCUUACUCCCCUUUUCAUUUGGGGAGGGGGAUCAACUAAGGAAUGGAUCCCAAGGAAUGUGAAGGGAAUGACAGAGAGAAUGAAAAAGAAGAGAAGAAAGAGAAGGACAGGAGGGUUAGGAGAAGGCCUUUUCUGAAGUAUCUGGAGAGAAGAAGGACGGAUACCAUUGUGGACGAUGACUUGUGUAAAGGGGACGUAAACAUCAACACCCUGGUGCGCAGGAGUCAGUCCGAUAAGACUGAGUACAGCGCCAAACUCAAAGGAAAACUGGCACCCCAUGAACUCCCGGCCUCCUUACUGGAGCCAGAGGAGAUCCGCAACAGAAAGAUGGUGAAAAGGUCAAAGGUCUUAAACGAGCUGGUGAGGACAGAAGAAGAUUACCUGAGAGACCUGGACCUGUGCAUCAGGGAAGUGCUGAUACCUCUACGCAAUGCACAGGUGGUGGAUGUAGAGCGUCUCUUCACCAACAUGGAGUCUGUGAGCGCUUUAUCAGCUGAGCUGCUGCUCAGACUGCAGGAGGCCACAGCAGAACCAGAUCCAGAAACACAGCUCAUAGGGGAGGUGUUCAUUCAGGCAAAAGGUGCGCUGGAGGAUGUGUAUAAGAUUUAUUGUUACCAUCAUGAUGAAGCCAGUGCUCUGUUAAAGAGUUAUGACACACAGGAGGAUGCACAACAGCACUUCAGGACCUGUAUAUCUGCACUCAAGCAGAUUUACGACCAAGAAGGGAAAUCCAACCUCCUAGACAUGGGGUCUUUACUUAUUAAACCUGUGCAGCGUGUGAUGAAAUAUCCACUCCUACUGGCUGAGCUGCAUCAGGCCACACCCAUUGAUCACCGUGACAGCCAGCCAUUACAGGAAGCUCUAACAACAGCAAAGAUCAUCAAUGCCAAUAUUAACGAGUUCAAGAGGAGGAAGGACAUUGUAAUGAAGUAUAAGAGGAGCGACGAUGAAGGAACACUGAAGGGAAAACUGAACAAACUGAACAUCCAUUCCCUCAGAAAGAAAUCUGACCGCAUCACUGGAUACUUUAAGAUCCUCACUGGAGUGGAACCACAGGUGCGUGACGAAGCCUUCGAUAAAGAGGAAAAACUCUUCCGUAAUCUAGAGAAAGCUGUCAGACAGCUGAUCAAAAACCUCAACAUCUAUAUGCUUCAUGCACAGGACAUGAUCCUGGUGGCAGAUGUGGAGGAGUUAGAGGCCAUCAUGAAGGAUCCUGAUAAAAUCGACACAGAUGGUUUUCAGAGCAGGAGAAAUGGUCAUGAUCCCUAUAAACACCUGGCUGAACAGAUGGACCGGUUGGUGCUGUCCCCUCUGUCCUCUCUACUGGCCAUGUUCUCAUCUCCUCAGAAGCUGAUCCAGAAGCGUUACGAUAAGCUGCUGGACUCGUGUUCCUCAGGCAGUGAGGAACAGCUUCCGGCUCAGCUCGACUACCAGGCUCUAAAUGCUCAGCUAACUGUCGACCUGCAGCGCUUUAACCAUGCCGCCCAGACUAUCCUCACCAACUGCCUGCUCAGUGUCAUCACACUGCUCAAGGAGCUGACUGAAGGGGCCAGACCACCUGUACACCAACUUCCUGCUCCUCUUUCAAACAUCAACGAGGUGCAGAACAGCAUCAUGGAGGAGAUUAACAACCUGACAUUCUUCAGGGAAAACUCACAGAGACUGAUGGAGAGAAAAGUCAGCUUUGAGAAACGAGAUAAGAAGAACAUGGUAGUGGAGAGUGUACAGCCCCAGACGGAGUGUGACAGGUCCAAGCUGAUCUCUCAGUAUCCUUCUGAUCAUCUAUACGAGCUGAAGAGGAAGUGUAACGCCACUCAGGAUCAGGAUGUUACACUUCUGCAGGGGGAACUGGUAGCUUUACUGGAGGACCACGACCCCUUUGGGAGCACCACCCGCUGGCUCGUCGACACUGGGAGCAUCCAGGGCUAUGUGUACUCCACCUUCCUGAAGCCGUAUAACCCUCAGCGAGACAUUCACAGCGAGCGCACUGAUGAUUUUGACAACCUCAGUCUCUUUGUGUCGGGCAACAGGAGAGGCAGUCACUCAAGCUUCAAUACAUCCACUCCAGCCAGUCAGCAGGAAGAGACACCGAAUACAGAGGAAGACGAGCAGCAUUUCUAUGCUGUGUAUGCAUUUGCGGCACGCUGCGAGCAGGAACUCAGUCUGCAGGAGUACCAGCAUGUCCGCAUCUUACAGUUCUCCGACCUCGGGGGAAACAAAGACUGGUGGCUCGCAGAGUCCAACGGCCAGAAGGGCUACGUCCCUGCUAACUACCUCGGCAAAAUGUCCUAUGCCUGAGGACAGGACACCUUGUCCGUGCUGUGUUCCAAUAUCAUGCAUCCUUGCCCACUUUCCCUUUUAGUGUCUUUUCUUCAGCACCAGUAAAGUGUAUUAGAAAAUGAGGGGUAACAUAGCAAGGAGUUCAUCUGCUCAUCUAAACGAGUCCAAAUCCAGUGAAAUGGUCUACAUUGUGAAGGGCAUGUGGUUUGAUUUGUGUCUAGAGUGGACUAAUGAUAUUGUUCAAACUUAAUUUGUCACACCGUACACAGUACAACAUGUAGUGAAAUGCUUCCUUCUUCUCUUAGCCUGUUUAUAGAUAGGUACAAAGAAGAUGGUGGUAUGGUCAGAUUUCCCAAACAGAGGAUGAGCCUCUGCCUUGUGUCUUGCGUCUAUAAAAGGGAUGCAGCAGUGGUCUAAUUCUUUUCUGGCAAUCUGUUAAAGUUUGGUGUGGCGCAUUUAAGGUUGGCAUUGUUGAAGUCUCCUGCCACAAUGAGUGCAGCGUCCUGGUGUUGUGUCUGGGCCUCAAUGAGAGCCUCAAUAAGACAGUGGACAAGCACAGUGUGUCUGAGCAUACCUGCAUGGAUCCAGU